Nycticebus coucang (slow loris) is the source of this 1538-nucleotide messenger RNA. RefSeq names its product serpin family F member 1 (gene SERPINF1). The coding region runs from base 165 to 1421 and encodes 418 amino acids. The transcript is spliced from 8 exons. NCBI's taxonomy places the organism in Eukaryota, Metazoa, Chordata, Mammalia, Primates, Lorisidae. The record is from RefSeq and is a predicted model, not a curated record. Gene Ontology annotation, biological process: negative regulation of angiogenesis; negative regulation of endopeptidase activity; positive regulation of neurogenesis. Gene Ontology annotation, molecular function: serine-type endopeptidase inhibitor activity.
AGGUCACUUUAAGAAAAGAGCAGCUGUAAUCUGAAGCCUGUUGGACGCUGGAUUAGGAGGCAGCAAAAAAAAAAAUCUCUUGUGCUUACUGGAGCCCCCUCAGUGUGCAGGCUUAGAGGGACCCAGGCUGGGAGUGGAGCUGCAGCGGACCCACAGGACCCAGGAUGCAGGCCCUGGUGCUACUCCUCUGGGCUGGAGCCCUCCUCGGGCACAGCAGCUGCCAGAACACUGCCGGUAGCCUGGAGGAGGACUCCCUGGACCCCCAUGGCACAGGGGUACCAGUGGAGGAGGAGGACCCCUUCUUCAAGGUCCCUGUGAACAAGCUGGCAGCAGCUGUCUCCAACUUUGGCUAUGACCUGUACCGUGUACGAUCCAGCAUGAGCCCCACAACCAACGUGCUUCUGUCUCCACUCAGUGUGGCCACAGCUCUCUCUGCCCUCUCGCUGGGAGCUGAGCAGCAAACAGAAUCUGUUAUUCACCGGGCUCUCUACUAUGACUUGAUCAACAACCCAGACAUCCAUGGCACCUAUAAGGAACUCCUUGCAACUGUCACUGAUGCCCAGAAGAACUUUAAGAGUGCUUCCCGGAUCAUCCUUGAGAAGAAGCUGCGGAUAAAAUCCAGCUUUGUUGCUCCACUGGAAAAGUCAUAUGGGACCAGGCCGAGAAUCCUGACUGGCAACCCUCGUGUGGAUCUUCAGGAGAUUAACGGCUGGGUGCAGGCCCAGAUGAAAGGGAAAAUCGCUAGGUCCACAAAAGAAGUGCCCAGUGAAAUCAGCAUUCUCCUUCUUGGCGUGGCUUACUUUAAGGGGCAGUGGCUAACAAAAUUUGAUUCCAGAAAGACUUCCCUCAAGGAUUUCUACUUGGAUGAAGAGAGGACUGUGAGAGUCCCCAUGAUGUCGGACCCUCAAGCUAUUUUGCGCUUUGGCUUUGAUUCUGAUCUCAACUGCAAGAUUGCCCAGCUGCCCUUGACUGGAAGCAUGAGUAUCAUCUUCUUCCUGCCUGGGAAAGUGACCCAGAACAUGACCAUGAUAGAAGAGAGCCUCACCUCUGAGUUCAUUCAGGACAUAGAUCGAGAACUGAAGACUGUCCAAGCAGUUCUGACCAUUCCCAAGCUGAAGCUGAGUUAUGAAGGCGAAGUUACCAAGUCUUUGCAGGACAUGAAGCUGCAAUCCUUGUUUAAUUCACCAGACUUUAGCAAGAUCACAGGCAAACCUAUCAAGCUUACUCAGGUGGAACACCGGUCUGGCUUUGAGUGGAAUGAGGAUGGAGCAGAAACCACCCCUAGCCCAGGGCUCCAGCCUUCCCACCUCACCUUCCCCCUGGACUAUCACCUUAACCAACCCUUCAUCUUUGUACUGAGGGACACGGACACAGGAGCCCUUCUCUUCAUAGGCAAAAUUCUGGAUCCCAGGGGCACUUAAUCCUCCAAUUUAAUGUUCCAAUACUCUAGAAGAAGAACACUCCAGAAGGAUGGCAGAUUAUACAUUACAUGGAGGCUGCCCCUAUGUUUCAAUGUAUACAAUAAAAGAGCUUUAUCC